CCGUUGGGGUGACAUUGACUGUUGGGGUGACAACAGUUGGGGUGACAAUGACAGUUGGGGUGACAACGACCGUUGGGGUGACAUUGACUGUUGGGGUGACAACCAUUGGGCUGACAACAGUUGGGGUGACAAUGACCAUUGGGGUGACAUUGACUGUUGGGGUGACAACAACCAUUGGGGUGACAACAACCGUUGGGGUGACAAUAACUGUUGGGGUGACAAUGACCUUUGAGGUGACAUCGACUGUUGGGGUGACAACAACCACUGGGGUGACAACAACCACUGAGGUGACAACAGUUGGGGUGACAAUUACUGUUGGGGUGACGACGACCGUUGGGGUGACAACAGUUGGGGUGACAACAGUUGGGGUGACGAUUACUGUUGGGGUGACAUUGACUGUUGGGGUGACAUCGACUGUUGGGGUGACAACAGUUGGGGUGACAACAGUUGGGGUGACAAUGACCGUUGGGGCGACAGUGACAGUGGGGACAAGCAACGACGGCGACGACGACGACAGAGUUGAUGGUGAUGGCGGUGACGGAGGGGAGGGUGGCAGUGGGAGCUGAGAGCGGCGGUGACAAACGGGGCGUUGGUGACGGUGACAGCGGGGUGUUGUUGGUGACGGUGACGUCUACCACCGCAGUUCCUGUGCCUGAGGAACAUCCGCACCUUCCUGACCGCCUGCGCCGACAAAUUCGGGCUCCCCAAACAUCGCCUCUUCGGGGCCUUCGACCUCUUUGACGUUCAGGAUUUUGGGAAGGUGAUUGAGACCUUGUCCACGCUGUCCUGGACACCCAUCGCUCAGAGCAAAGGCUUCACGUGAGGACGGGGGUCCCGUUCACGUCCCCACAUCCAUGGGUCCCUGCCCCAUAGCCACGGGACCCACGGCCCCAACCCCAUAGGACCCACAUCCCCAUAUCCAUGGGACCCACGUCCCCAACCCCAUAGGACUCACGGCCCCAACCCCAUAGGACCCACGUCCACAACCCCAUAGGACCCACGUCCCCACAUCCAUGGGUCCCUGCCCCAUAGCCACGGGACCCACGGCCACAACCCCAUAGGA
Messenger RNA from Meleagris gallopavo (turkey), 1063 nucleotides. Lineage: Eukaryota; Metazoa; Chordata; Aves; Galliformes; Phasianidae. The record is from RefSeq and is a predicted model, not a curated record.